AUGAACACCGGCAGCGCCAGAUUCGGCGAGACCUUCAUCAAUCUCAGCAUCAACCCACACGACGUUACCUUCAAGCGUGAUGGUAUCGUGGGCGAAGAUCGCUUCCUGCGUUAUCAGCCGUCGAUCUCGGAUCCGCAGCCGGCUCCGUGUCCAUCCGAAUUGUCCCUGGCACCGCUGUCUCUUGUGGAUCGCGGUAACCCCGCCUUCCAGCCGAAAUCGAUGGUCUGCUCCUACAUGGACCAUAUCUACACCGACACAGAUAUGGAGCCCGCAGCGCCGCUAUCCACCGAAUCGAAGCAAGACCACCUCUUGUGUUGGUGGUGCGCCCACCACAUCGAGGGAAACCCCGUCGGCUACCCGACCAAGAUGCGUGGGGAAAAAUACGAGUGCCGCGGGUACUUUUGCAGCUUUGAAUGUGCCAUGGCAUACGUGCGCGACAAGCCAUGCAAGCAGUCGAUCCCGCUCCUCGGCAGCAUGUACCGGGCCAUCACGGGCAACUCACCUCUGUCGCUGAAGAAGGCACCGCCCCGGGAAGCACUGACCUGUUUCGGCGGCACGAUGAGCAUCGAGCAAUUCAGAAGUCACUUUGACAACUCCAACACUAUCGUGCGGGUCAAGCACCAUCCAUACAUUGACAUCAAAGCACAGAGCAUCGACGAGAUUCCGCUCUCCACGACGAGCAACCCGAUCCCAUCCGUCGCCAACUCGAACCAGGAGCAGACCGUGUACAAUACCUUUGGAUCGGUGUUUGUAAGGAGUGAACAAGCGCAAGGACGAAGACCAAGUGCUUGGUAUGAGCUUUAUUAG
Messenger RNA from Polychytrium aggregatum, 807 nucleotides. RefSeq lists its product as uncharacterized. Bases 1 to 807 code for a protein of 268 amino acids. The transcript has a single exon. NCBI's taxonomy places the organism in Eukaryota, Fungi, Chytridiomycota, Chytridiomycetes, Polychytriales. The record is from RefSeq and is a predicted model, not a curated record.